CUUUGUUGCAAAUCGUGUUGUAGCUGAGAAAAUUGAAACUUGCGGGAAACUUUAACUUUUUGUCCUUUCUACCGUUUUUGGGCGAUAAUAAAUUGACUCUAUGAGUUGUAAAAUAUAACAACGAUGGAUGUCCGAGAGUCGCUCAAUGUUGAGGAGAACCUCUCGGUUAUCACAGGUGAAGGCCAGCUGUCCUUUGUGGAGUCUGACAGUUUCUAUGCCCGAGCUCCACCCCAGGCCGCCUCUACUGUAGGCAGGACUAAGGCCAGGAGGCAGUUUCAACCGGAUACUGAGAGUGGUUCAUUCUUGGAAGAAGCUCCAUACAGGAACACCCGAACACAACUAAGUGAUGAUGACACAAAGAUCAGGAUUUCAUUCAGUGCCUUGGAUACUGGAACCAGACCGAAGGUUCCUAGGUCAACAACUGGUUCCCAGCAAAGUACAUUGACAAAUUCACAGGCACUUCCUGGUUUAGAUAAAGGAGACCAACCCCCGGGCGUUACCCCUUUUGGCGAAUGGUCAGUUGUUUUAGAUUGGUGUAGGGAAAAUGUUCAAGAAAAAGAGGAGUCAGUGAAUGAUGGGCAGUCUUCAUUGGGAAUUCUUAACCUGGACGACAUGGAUCUGUCCUCCAACAACCUAUUGCUAGAUUCUCCUAGAAAAACUCAGUCAAAUUACGUGACCGGGGAUAACGAUGAAUACAAAGGGCCAACACAACCUAAGACAGAAGUUGGCAAAUAUGAUCUGUCUAUGAACUCCCACACUGACCCAUGGAAACAUGAGGGAUCUUCUCAAAGGCUGGAGGGAUCAUCCCAGAAACUAGAGGGAUUAUCUCAAAGGCUUGAUGGGUCCUCACAAAGAUUUGAGGGAUCAUCUCAGACAUUAGAGGGCUCAUCUGAACAAAGAUCCUCUCAACGGCUAGACAGAUCAUCUCAAAGACAUGAGGGGUCAUCUCAAAGACUUGAUGGAUCUUCACAAAGACUUGAGGGGUCAUCUCAAAGACUUGAUGGAUCUUCACAAAGACUUGAGGGGUCAUCUCAAAGACUUGAUGGAUCUUCACAGAGACUUGAGGGGUCUUCUCAAAGACUUGAGGGUUUGUCUCAGAGGCUUGAUGGAUCAUCUCAGAGAUUGGAAGGAAAUGUACAACCAUUUGCUAGAUCUCAGCUAAACACAGUAAAGAAAAACACGGACCUACCCACAACUAGACAUGAUCCAGUAAUGUCAGCGAUUCGUCAGUCUCUGUUUGGUCAAGGAACAAUAGGUGAAGAAGGGGAGGACGGUGAAACAAGCGUGUACAACAUUGAGAUCGAGGCCGAGGAGUUACACGCACUUGAUGCUGACUUUGGGGAGAUAGAUGCUAGCUUAGAUGUCAUGAGUGACGAAGAAAGCCCCUUAAAAACACCCACUAACAAAGAUCUUCAAGAGCAUUCAAAAGGUGAGGACUUUGUGAUAGACUCUAUCUACCUGCGACCUGGCACCACGGGGGAGGAACAGACACAGUCUAGGCUGCCGUACCUCAGCAAAGUCAGCCUCUUUGAUGGUGGCAGUGCCAGCGGGAGUGAGUUAGACACAGAAGAUGAAAUAGAGGCGGCGAGGAAGGCCCAGGGAGAGAGGCAUGAAGCAGCAGGAGAGGCAGCGUAUGGGGCAACUAGGCCAGGUUUGGUAGGGGAAGAUAACCACAUGCCCAUGUACCAGCGUCAGUCUGCGGAGGGGGACGUAGUUACUUCCCCAGUCCCUGGGGAUGGAGGGGGUGGGGGCGAUGGUAGCAGCGGAUCUGACAGUGAUGAUGGUCGAGGUUCCGACAGAACAGAGGGCAGUAGUCAAGGUUACCAUAGUAACAUCCCUACCUCACAACCUUCAAGCUACAAUUCAGCCCGGGACCGGCAACAAGAGGGACCAAGGAUUCGACCAAUGGGAGAUGAUUUGUUGUCCGAGUUGAGGCUGAGCAGAUUUCCUUCUAGCAACACAAGUCAGGCGGAUGGUGAUGGGAGGUUAAGCUCCCGUUACCUGACUCCAGUGAGCCCUGGGCUUGAUUCACCGACCCCUGGGCAAGAUAGCGAUGACCUGGAUGGGGACACAGAUUUUGACCCUGGGAACAGACUUGAGGCAUCAGGGUUCAACGCAGAUGAUGCGUCUGCUCUUGGUCUGGGAAAGGGAAAUGCUUCAAAUCCAUUCGAUCUUAAGUCCAACUCAUUUGGUUCCUUCGGCCUGAGCCCAGCAGGUGGGGAUGGACAAAACGGGAACCAAAGUGUGGAUGUGUCAGUUUUUGGAGAUGAAAUGAUGAGCUCAUAUCCUCGAGGGGACAGAACAUCUAAAUUUGAUGGAGACUGGAGUGGCCUUGACCUGCAGAGAACUGCGGCUUCUGGGAGUCCCUCAAGAAGCAAUGAUUCCCCGUUUUCUGGGCUCCAGCACUACACCACAUCAGGUAGCUGUAUGGGAGAGGUUCGGGUGUGUAACUCACCCAGCCUGCCCAUAUUCCCCCGCAUGUCCCCCAUCCCCCAAGGCGCUCGCACUCGGGCAAGCCAGGAUAGACCUACAGGGAGAGACUCCAGAGGAAGUGAAGAUAGACCCCUUGGUAGAGACUCGUCGGGGAGGCAGUCUGCUAGGUCCAGUCAGGAGCGAGGUGAUGGUGAGAGGGGCUUGUCAUCACGCGGUGUGACACCAGACUCGAGUUUGGAGAUUUCUGGGCUCAAACGCUCACAGGAGGAUGUGUUCAAAAAGCCCACAUUGCCCCCACCAAAGGCUGCCAACUUUGCAAAGUCUGUAGGUAAAUCAAAGAGUUUCAAGUCUCAGAGCAGUACAGAAUAUGGAAAGAUGCAGAGAAGUGGUGCUAGUUCAGGACAGUCUACUGACUCCGAGUAUGUUGAUUUGGAAUACCGCACAUCGCUAUCCCGGCAGGCUUCGGAACAGCGGGUGGGGCUAUGUCGUGUACCGAGCGUGGGUGGUACUAAUGAGAUGGAUUUCACCAUGCAUGACGAGGACUUCUUUGGUGAUUCUGAUGCCAAAGCCAUGCUGGAUGCAGAUGAAGUUCAAUUUGAAGAGGAGAAUAAAUUCUCACAGAACGAAGAGGUAAAAGAGACAGCAUCCCCUAGUGACUCAUGGGCAUACAAGAGCAUCAUGUCAGUGGCCCGACCCUCAUGGUUGGAAGGGCCGGAGGAUGAAGAGGAAAUAUGUGUCCGCAUCUCUGUCGGCACCUUCAUGCGGGGACGCACUGAGGCUCUCGGCUCACUCGAUGGCGAAACCAAAGAACCCAGGCCUGACUUUGGUAUGGACCCGGUGAGUCCCCCACGCCGUCCUAACCCCCUGGCUGUGGUUGAGGAGGGGGAGGGCCCGGAUGUCACUCGUACAUCAGGGGUUGGCGAGUACGAAGCUGGUACGAAGGAGCGAACCCCGGGUAAAGAAUCCGACCGCACACUAACCAUGUCUACCCUGAAGAAACCUGUCAUUCCUAUGACACCUAUGACGCCUAACUCAACCAAGAUGAGCAUAGGAGAACUGAGCAUGAUGUUGAAUAACGGCGGGCACAAGAUGAACAGCUUCAUGUCCCACCAUGCAUCCAAGUCCCAUAAACCCUUCCAGACCGAACCCUAUGCCAGUAAACAUUCAGGUGCUAUGCCGAAAGCUCGACCAUCUUCCACAUCAGAGUCAUUGUCACCGUCGAAAGCAUCUAGCCUGCCAGUUAUGAAGGGUUCCAGUCUAAACAGAAGCUUUCCCAAAGUUAGAGAUAGUGAUAACACACUGAUUAAGUCAGAAAAUCGGCGUAAGGAAAGCACUGGUGACUCCGGGUUUAAAGGUAGUUCUGUGGCUGAAAGUGAUAAGGAAAUUGUCGAUGAUAAUAUUGAAGGAUCGGAUGAAGAAAAGACACCAAAAAGAAAAAGAGAAGAUACAGAAGGAGAUAGAACACUUAAUGAUAAUGAUCAUGCAGCUGAUGGUGCCCUAACCCCCAAAAGUGCCUCUCUGAAUGUUUCUAAUCAUAGUGACCAUUGUGAUGUGUUUUCUUCUCCGAAUGCCUCUAACUACUGGCCUAAUAAUACUGGCCUGUUUGAAAGAAUGGAACAGUUUAAAUUCAGCGAAAGUCAAAAAGCUGUUAAAAGUGAUGAUCAGAAAAUCGAAGAAGGGCAUUUGAAUAUAAAGCCGGACAACAAAGGAAGAAGAAAAGAUGAAAAUAGAAAUGCGAGCGAGGUCUUAGAUACUAGUAAUCAGAGGAAUAGCUAUCACAAAGAUAACAGCAUGAUAGACCAUGGGUACAUGCCGGGUCAUCAUAUACCAGACGGGACAGCAUACAGCCAGCAGUCCGACUAUGCACAUAUGGACCAUAGAGGGGAACUGAGAGAAGAUGUUGCCGGUGUGGAUGAUGUUGAAUUAGCUGAGUCACGUGGAUUUGAUAUGCUAAAACAUAAGUCAAAAUCGCGGACAUCUGAUAACGAUAAUGUUAAAAGAUCAAGUACCAAAGAAAGAACAGUUAGUGCUGAUAGUGGUAAAAGGUUGAAUGCUAAUGAAAGUGCUAUGCAUAGUGAAAAACCAUACGAUAAUCUUGGACAGAGUAAAAGUAGGUCAAUGACUAGCCUUAAACCCACUGAGGGUAACAGUCCUAUGGUGCGAAAUACAGGAAGUCACAUUCCGUCUGCACAGACUGGUUCCAGUCCCACCAAGAGAUUGAAUUCGGAGGAGCAGUCUGUGGGAAGGCAUGAAAGUUGGACUCAGACCUCACUGGUGUUGAGACAGAGUGUAGGGCUCGGGCCUGUUUCGCCUGAGGAUGUAAACUCGGAAAAUCACAUUUGGGGACCCAGUGGGUCUCAUCCCAGUAUGGAAAACAAUCUAGACUAUGUCGAACGACAAAGCUACUCAGGAAAUAUACCACAAGUGCCGUUAUCAAGUUUCAAACAUAAUCUCCUGCCAAAUGGUAAAUCUACAGUGCCAGUUAAACCUCAUUUGCUCACAAAACAAUCGCUGUUUAAGACAGACUUUGCUCAAGAAAAUCUCAGACGGGACUAUAGCAGGGAUGUUAUGGAACGAAUAUAUUCGGGGAAUGAUACAGAUCAGUUUUUCCACGCUAACAUCACACACUCUGAAACCUGCGGGCCUCCAGAUAUCACAGAAGUUCAUACAAUAUGGCAGCCCAUGGAACCCAAUGAAACCAUGGACCAGACAGGUGCUGAUUUCCCCGGGGGUUUCCGGUCACACCCAUCUGCCCACUCGACCAUGCACUGUGGGCAAGAUGACCCCUCCCAUUCUCAGCUGUCCAGUGGGGCCCUGUCAACAACGGCUCAUGGCAUCAGCAAGUUCCUACCACCAGAGUCAUCCAGUAAGGUGUGUCCAGUAGAGGCCCCAGGUGUGGUGCAAUUCCGAGAGGCAUGCUGUGUCGGAAUCUCUCGGGGGGAGACCCUACCCCUUACCAACCCAUCUGAGAGAUGGAUGGAGUGCUUUAUAGAGCCAAAGUCACUGACUCGAGACGGUGCUAGAGUGAGCUUGGAGAACUUCCCGUUCCAGUUUCGCCAGAAGAAGCUAAUCAUAGAUCCACACAAGACAUGUAAUAUGGAUGUGAUGUUCCUGCCAACUGUUGCGGGCGCGUAUGUGGCACACGUGCAGAUCUUCUCACUCUCAUUCCUCAAGCGGGACCAGCAUGUUGAAAAAGACAUUGUCCCUGUGAAUGUCACCUUCCAGGCCAUAGCGGAGGAUCCAUGGAUUAAGGUGACCCAUGAAAAUGAGCCAGCAACGUCUGUGGAUUUUGGUGAGGUCAUGUGGGGUUCAUUAAGCGAGAGAACCAUUUGUAUUCAGAACAUGGGCCAGGCCAACGUCCCCCUUCGACUGGCAAUCACUUCUAACAGAGCAUGGCACUGUUUUUUGUUCGAGCCAGCGGGUCGUAUGUCAGACGUGUCCGUGAUAUCAGGCCGCCAUGCCCCAGGGUCAGAACACGGACGAAGCAUCAUAAACAUAAGCCUGCCGGGAGCCGAUCAGCCAUUUAGCUACCAUGAAGUGCGUGUCUGGUGUAGACCACCCGACAAACAAUACAACAGAGCUGCUGGUCGUCAGUCUCCUGAGGUGUUCCGCUGUGACGUGGAGAUAGAAGUUGACACGCCGUGUAGUCGCCAGCCAAAACUUCACACUGUACACAUGUCAGCCAUCGCUGGCUUUAGGAAACUACACCUACAGUCCAGUCUUACGUCCGAGGGCAUAAGCCUGCGCUGUGGUCAAGGCAGCAUGGCGGACACAACCGUGGCCCUGCACAAUGCCGGAAACCUCCCAUUGACUGUAAAACUAGGAUUCAAUGAGAACCGAGAUGUCCUGUCUGUGUCCCCACAAUCUCUUACACUGGCGCCCAACGUACAGCAGAGUGUGUCCGUGGCUUUCCAUCCACAGAAUAGCUCAGCAGGCAGCACCUUUGAUGCGCUGCUGCUGAUGUUUGUGGAACCCCAGGGCCCAAUGUAUGAGGUCGCCCUUGGCGCCAAGGUCCUUGAUUUGUCGCCUAGAAACAUUAACCUCCUCUGUGAUACAAAUGUCUUGGACUUUGGUGGAGUACCCGUCAUGAAAACUUGUGUAAAGAGGUUUAGGUUAAAGAACAUGGAACGGGAGUCGCACAGAAUGGUCAUCCAUGUCAACUCCGAGGCCGUGAAGCUAUCUACAGUCGCCGACCCACAUACAUCUGGGCGACAGAGGCUAGAAGUUGAGCUAGGGCGGGGUCAAAUCCAGCCCAUCUUUGUCAUGUACUGCCCCACACAACCUGCUCCCCUCCGUGCCAAGAUCACUAUGAUCCCCUCAAACGGCGGACGAUUAAAAUAUUCGGUCAAGUUGAAUGGUUACGGAGGUGUGAGUUGCCUGCAGUGUGACGACGGUUCUAGCGAGACCCAGCGAGUGCAGGGCCAUCCCUGUAUACCUGUACAUCACUUCUCCAUGGAGAGGAUCAGCGAUGUGUUAAUACACAACAUAGGGGACAAGCCUGCUGUAGUCAGUGUUAAAGUUUACAAAGACCUGUCAUGUGUAGACCGCCUACUGUCCGGCCAGAUAGUGGUCCAGCCUAGUGAGUGUAUGGUUGAUGCAGGGGACCAGUGUAAGCUUGAACUUGUGGUCAGUAUGACGGAGAGGGAGUUUGCGGCCCGCCAGGGGGUGGGGAGUGUAGGGGCGGCCAUCUGUCUGGAGUAUCAGGACCAGGUGGAGUCUACCAAACCUUACAAGGGUCGACUUUUGGUUGGCUUGGUAACAGGAUCCUCCCACCCAGCACCCUCAAUUACCACAACACCCACCCGCUCAUCCCGGCCAGUCAGACUAUCCACCUUUCCAGAGAUGUCUAGUCUGCCCAUACAGACAAACAGAAUCUCCUCACAACAUUCACCCCGGAGCCUGCACACGGGUGAUGGCUCCAUCUCGAGUGAUCAUUCGUCCCGGUCAUAUUCCCCCGUAAACACCUCCGGCAGCUGGAACAUCAUGCCAGACAAGCUUCUGCUAUACUGUGCCAACAGAGUGCCAUCCAGCAGUGAAUAUGAAAAGUUUUACAUCUAUAACCAUAACAGAAAAGAAGAAGUUGCAUUUGAGUUGUCAUGGCCGGCAAAGAUGCUGUCCCUAAUUCCUGACAGCGGGACAAUUUCCCCGCGUGAGAAUGCUGAGGUGAAGGUCUACCCUUCCUCGCAUGUCUCGCAGAACCUCAACACCCUUCCAUGGUCAGGCCACGUCAUUGUCACAUCCGCUGGCGUUAAGAAGGAGGUGAAGGUGGAGAUUCGACAAGACAUGACCCCUUUGUCGCGAGAGGACCUGCCCAAGCCUGGCGACCGCAGCCUGGUACCCAUUAGCUCCAACCUUCCACAGGCUAUGCUGGGCACUAACAGGCUCGGAAAUCUUGAGGUGUCUCAAACGCUGGUCCAGUUCCCGGCCACACAGGUGGGCAAGUCAUCAGAGAUGACCUUAGAGUUGCGUAACCUUGGCAUUGAGCAGUUCCGCUGGAUGUUCUCCUCCUUUGCCGCCCCAUACCUCAGAAAGAAGUCAGAGUCUUCUAAGGAGAUGUUCCGAGUUUCCUACAAGGUGUUUGACUUCUCCAAGCAAUUUGGAAAACUCUCAGAACAUGAUAACAUGCAGUUGUGUGUGCAGUUUACACCGCGAUCCAGUGGCACCUUCACCCAGUUUUGGGACCUCCAGACGAGUGGAAGCUCUCCUUCACAUAAACACUCCAACAAGCAUGACUUCGUACGGGUCCAACUCACAGGGGAUGGCAUCGAAAAUACUCCGGAAUAUAUGAAGGACAAGAUUGAUGUCGAAAACCUUCUACCAAAAUCGCUGGGCAGCAAGUUUGGCCUUGUUCUGGCACAAGAUGAAAUGAUUUUCCCAGCCGUGAAGCCUCAGAGUAAGACUGUCCUGAAGGUGGAGUUAAAGAACAGCCACCGUGAGGAUAUUGAUAUAGAGGUCACUUCACCCCACCCACCCUUCUAUGUGAAACAUCACAGGCUGAAGAUACAGAGGAAGAAAUAUCUUCGUCUACCAGUGGAGUUUUGUCCAUCCCAGCCCGGCAAGUACAGGGAUGUCGUCAAGUUCCAGGGCUCAAAGGGAGAAAAUCUUAUUCUACAUGUGUUUGGAAAUUGUCAGUCGUAGAGCUACCUCUAUUGAAUGGUUUGUUGACCAAGGGAUGGAAUUUCACCCUCAAUAAUGGGGGAUUGGCCAGUAGAAGAGUUACCUCUAUUGAAUAAUUGAUCAAUGGGAGAAACAAGUAUCCUCAAUGUGACUGUAGUAGAGUAAUCUGCCUUGAAUAUUGAACUUGAAGUUUACUCCCUUUAAAUAUGGAUGUAAAGAGAAAACAGGGAGAACAGUUCACCCUAAAUUGUCAUCAGUAAUCUCCCUUAAAAAUUAUAGUAAUCUUUCUGUAAUAUUGAAGUAAUCUCCCUUUAUUAUUGAGGUAAUCUCACUUAAACACUGAUAUAGAGGGAGAAAAACAUCAUUGUGUGCACGGAAAUGUGACCGGAGAUUGUUAGUAGAAAAGUAAUCUCCUUGCAUCAUGGAAGUCUAGUUCAAGGGAUCCAAGGAGAAGCUCUUCAUACACACAUAACUGGACAUUAUAAGCAUAGGGUAAAUUGGACCUGACUCGAUCGAUUAUUGGAAUUAAAUCUGCAUAUUGAUAAGAUUGACAAGAGGGUAGCACAAGGUCUACAGUGUAACAUCAUUUACAUAAGCUCAUAUAAAUAACAUGAAUUGUACACUUGACAUUUAUAAUUAAUUAAAUAUUUCAGUCAAUACUCAAUUUGUCAAGUGUCUAAACAUCCAUCAAUUAAUGUACACUACCAUGUAAACUUAUUGUACAUAUGGUUCUCAGCUAAUAAUUUAGAAUCUCUUUUUCAAAUAUGUGUAAACUUGAAAUGAAAAUGAAAAAAAGUCAGAGAUCUGGAAUAAUGGCAAACAGCUGAGUAAAAAUUUAACUGUGAUAUUUACAGAUUUGUGAUAAGUUAUUAUUAAAAGUAAUGGUCUCAAAGUAUUUAUUUACUAUUGUGUGUUUGAUGUUUUUGUACUUAGUACUUAAAAAGCAUAAAUUUUGAGAAUUCAUUUUUUUCUUAUUAUUAAAUCAUGAAUAUAAUGUAAUUAUUUCAUGUGCAAAAUACAAUACAUUUGUGACUGCAAUCGAAGAAAACAAGUGAAAUGAUUUAGCGUGAAAACACUAUGGGUUGACAGUAUAUGAAACCAAAGCCUCGCUUAAAAUAUCAUUGUGUUGAAUUAUUGAGUUCUCGCUAUUCGUCAUCUUUGCAGCAGUGUGGUUUUCAUCGAUUGCGUCACAUUUCAUGUUUUAAGUCCAGUGGUCGGUGCUAGUACAUGAGGUGCUGGAUUUGAAGCAUCGUAUAAAUAUGAGUGAGCUUGAAGGUCUUAAUGACAGGUACAAUGAUGUUAAUUAGUUUUGGUACAUGGGUUAAAGAGACAAGACACCUGAUGGUAAAUACAGUAUGUCCUCAAACAAGUGUAUUAUUGUCAAUAUGAGCUAGUAUGAGGUCAAUAAUACACAACUAUACAUGAUUAAAAAAAUAUUUUGUCGCUUUCUCAGCUAAGUUUACCUGUUUAAAAAUAGUCCAUAAUGGUUUCCCAGUUUAUAGUGUGAAUAUUUUGCAUGUAAAAGUCACAUGAUUAAUACAGACAUGCAACUCUAUUUUUAAAUAAACUGGUAUUUACGUGGUAAAUAGAUUCAAUAAAUUUCGAAGUUGAAAAAUAUGCAAAUACAAAUAGUUGUUUGAGAUGUGAUUCAUCAGUAAGUUAGAUUCAAUGCGCUGUACACAACAACAUGUUAAUAAAAUUUAUGUAAGUUUUUGAAUUAAAGAAAAACAAACCCUCUUGCCAUUGUAUCAUCUGGUGUCUUGUCCCUUUAAACACAAAAUACAGGCCAAAUUCAACUUAGAUUAUAAUCCACCAAUGUUGGAUGGAGUUUUUGGCUCCUUUUCAUAUAUUAAACAAACACGUUUGUACCAAGCAAAAAUGUUGAUGGAAAUAGUUUACCAUUUCUGCGUCCAGGCUAAGAGUUCAGGAUUUUUGUCACUCUUGUGACAGCUUUGGUUUAUUCAAAUGAUAUGAUUAUAUGAACUGCAGAGAAGUCACAAAUGUAUCUUGUAAAAUAUUUGUAAAAAAGCUAGUCUGAUAUAAUAUAUUAGUGAAAUGCAUUGCAUGAUUGUUGCAUGCAUUUUAAACUCUGAUGUUAUGAAAUAUUAUAGUUUUGUUCUCUUUUUUCAUCAAAUACAUAUUGCUACUAAAAUAAUAGUCCUUAGUCAUACAUAUAUAUGCAUCUGUUUUAUUAAAGCUAGUACAUUUAAUGUUUGUAAAUAUUCUUUCAUAUUUCCCCAUUGUGUAAUGAAUUGUUGUAUGUAUUUUUGCAGCAUUAGUUAACGUCUAUGUACACAAUGUAUGAUAUGUUUGCCUGUAACAGUAGACAUGUUUAAAGAAAUAAAUUUUCUGUGGUGUUAAA
Messenger RNA from Mya arenaria, 10912 nucleotides. RefSeq lists its product as uncharacterized. The record is from RefSeq and is a predicted model, not a curated record. Gene Ontology annotation, molecular function: protein kinase binding. Gene Ontology annotation, biological process: mitotic spindle assembly; centrosome duplication; centriole replication. Gene Ontology annotation, cellular component: pericentriolar material; centriole; cytoplasm. NCBI's taxonomy places the organism in Eukaryota, Metazoa, Mollusca, Bivalvia, Myida, Myidae. The transcript is spliced from 48 exons. The coding region runs from base 124 to 8571 and encodes 2815 amino acids.